Galendromus occidentalis (western predatory mite) is the source of this 3258-nucleotide messenger RNA. Its product is annotated as titin-like. Lineage: Eukaryota; Metazoa; Arthropoda; Arachnida; Mesostigmata; Phytoseiidae. Gene Ontology annotation, biological process: cell-cell adhesion. Gene Ontology annotation, cellular component: cell-cell junction; plasma membrane. The transcript is spliced from 13 exons. The record is from RefSeq and is a predicted model, not a curated record. The coding region runs from base 1 to 3258 and encodes 1085 amino acids. Gene Ontology annotation, molecular function: cell adhesion molecule binding.
AUGUUCUCGACGCUGAAAGAAAAGUUCGAUACAGGAUCGCAAUGUGUGGCUUCCGACGACGUUGUUCAGAUCAUCGGACUCGAUGGAGACUCAACUCGGUUACCGUGCCUGGUGGACACAACGAAGUGCGGCGAGGUUUUUCUCAUUACGUGGAGCAAAUACGUGAAUGAUAUGUGGAAACGAGUGUUCAUAUACAACGGUAACAAGCAGAAUGCGCAGCUGGACCUCGCUGACGGCGCGGUAACGAGAGCCGACUUCUACAUCAAGAACACGACAGCGAUCCUACAAAUCGCCCCGCUCAAAUUGACAGACGAAGCUCGAUACAAGUGUGACGUCACCUACAAGAAAGGAGGUUGUCCAUCGCUUUCAUACACGAACCUUAUUGUGCGAGCAAAGCCGAAAGAUCCGGUCAUCGAACUCAGUGGUGUGGAGUACCCCGACGGGGCUGUGAUAGGACCACUGCUCGAAGAGGAGACGUUCAACGUAACGUGCACGACGCGUGGCGCCAAGCCGCCGGCCCAGGUGGUCCUUUACCAAAACGACCAGGAGCUCAAAGCUCAACUGGUCAGCUCGACGGUCGAUGGAUACAUCACAAGUACUGUCACGUACUCGAACGUUUUCAACAGAGACGAUAUCCGGUCUCGUUUCAAGUGCGAAGUUCGCCACGUAACUUUCCCGGAACCCAAAAGCAUUGAAGUGCAAAUCAUGCUCCAUUUGAAACCGCGGGAUAUCAGCCUCAAACCCCCGCAGAUGAAUAUACCCGAGGGCGGUCGGAUGAUAUCCACCUGCGUGGUUCAAGGAGCGAACCCGGCCGCAAAUGCGAUAUGGUACCGUGAGGGAAUCGAAUUGGCUUCCCAACCUCAUUCGUCACACAGCAGAACCGAAGACGACACCUUCGACACGACGAGUGUCCUCGAUAUUCCUGUGAACCGAUACGAUCACAACGUCGUGUUCGCCUGCCACGGUACUAAUGAAGUCAUGAAACAAAAAGGAGCCGUUCCUCUCAUGGAUAACUACACCAUGAGCGUAUUGUUCACUCCUUUCGUCUGGAUCGAGCGCGCCAACAAUUAUCCCGUGAAACAGGGCUCUUCUGUAGACGUUAUCUGCAAUUUCACGGCGAAUCCAACCAACAUAUUCGACUACACUUUCGCAAAAGAUAACGUCACGAUCCAUGCCGCCGAUGAGAAACUCUACGCCCUCAUCCAGGAUGCCGAUAACAGCCCGAUCCUCCGAAUUCUGAACGUGACGAAGGACGACCAUGGAAAUUAUACGUGCUCCCUCAAGAACGAGAUGGGCUGGGGCAAUUCCUCGAAUGCAGUGUCCCUCGAUGUCCUCUAUCCGCCGACUGCCAAGCUCGAGAUGAACCCGACGACUGUCAAGGACGUCGACACAAUGCCGAAGGAUCUCGAAGUGAUGCUGCGAUGCGACGUCGAGGACGGCAACCCAACCUGGACCCACCGAACACGCUGGUACCACAACGGUAUCCUCUUCAACGAAACUUCCGAAUACGAACUCCAUUUGGCAGGCUACCGAGCGCAGGCCGGAAACUUCACCUGCAGUCUACAGAACGAUGCGGAUUUCGGAAAUCAGUCUUCUCCGAUCUAUCUCGACGUUGAAUAUCCACCGGGCUCCGCUCGAAUCCAGAUCGCGGAAAUGUAUGCGGUCAAAAACAAGUCUGUCACGCUACUCUGCCUCCUGGACGACGUGGGCCAUCCGGACGUGCACGCCUAUACGUGGUACGUUAACGAUACGUUCCUCGAUGAUACCAUUGCGAACAACUACACCAUCUACAACAUCUCUAUGGAAACUCAGCGCCAGUACGGAUGCGAGGGCAAAAACACCGUUGGCAGCGGACUCAGAGGUUAUCUCGACCUGAUACAGUUCGCCCCUCCGGCAAUGGUCGAACCUCUUCCACCGGUGUUCGGGGCGCUUUUCAAUGACAGCAACAUCGAACUACGCUGUCGAGUCGAGUGCAGCCCCGAAUGCUCCGUCGAAUGGUAUCGCACCCAUCCGGAUAAAGGCAGCUAUAGCCUCGUAUUCGAUCCGCUCUACAGCAUCGAGACCGUGCUGGACCCGGCGAACAUCACCGAGAACUACUUCUCGGGUGUAGUUUCCACUCUACGCUUCAACCUCGAUCAAUUUCCCAAUGGUAUCCUGGAUCUCACGAAGGACGGGACUCAGAACAAGGACUUUGUGGUUCAGUACAGCUGCGUGAGCAGCAGCAACUUCGUGGGGCCAUCCGUCAACUCGACGACAAGAUUCCAGGUCGAAUACGCUCCGGAUAAUGUUCGCGUCAACCCCGAGCGGCAGAACGUCCGAGUCGGGGACCGUCACGAGCUGGUUCAGUGUCGAGGCAAAGGCGUGCCGCCCCCGCACUAUCAAUGGUUCUUUAAAGGACGUCUGAUCUCGAAUUCCUCGCAACUGCCCCCGGAGUACGACCUCAAGAAAGAUCAUCACGGGAAUUAUACCUGCGUCGCUUCGAAUACUCAUGGCCAAGCUUCGAAAAUAGCUUACAUAAAUAUCGUCUAUAAGCCGUCUUGUAGCAUCAGUGCGGAAAGCUCCACCGGAGACGAUGACGAACCGGAUCGCUUGGUCUGCCGCGUAGACUCGAAUCCCACGAAGUUCUCCGUCAAAUGGGACCGCAACAAUAAACCGCUGAGCGACAAAAACGUCCUAAUCGAGGGCAUGUCCUCUGUGCUCGUUCGGGACUCUGACACGGAACAGUUCCACUUGGGUGAAUACCGCUGUUCACCGAAUAACUCUAUCGGUUUCACCGAGUGCGUGUUUGUGGUCGAAGGGGCCGCUGCCCUGCCAGCAGGACUCGUCUGGGUAAUCCUGGCAAUUAUAAUUAUCAUCCUCCUGCUGACAAUCAUCGUGCUGCUAAUCUGCCUAUUCAGGAGGAAACUGAAGCAAUCGGACCCUUACGAUCUCAGUGACGUUUUCCGUAGAACUACUCCCGCCACGUAUCAAGCCGUUGCCAAGGGACCAGUGCCGCCCGUCCCGCCGCCCAUCAAUCAGAGUGUCGUAUCGCCUGCCUACGAGAACGUCAAUUUCAAGAAGAAUCAAGUCGAGCCCACGAUUGAGGGUGGAGAGGAUCUCAUCUAUGCAGACAUGUACGAAGAUAGCAAAGGUGGAAAAAUUCCUGAUCCUCGAGAAACACCUACUCUGCCUCCGAAGAACAUUUCAGGACAGCCGACUCCGCCGCUACCCCCUAAAGCUCCAGCGAGGAAAGGUCACAAAUCCUGGGAAAACGAAUGA